Messenger RNA from Xenopus laevis (African clawed frog), 3114 nucleotides. RefSeq names its product vomeronasal type-2 receptor 1 (gene vn2r1.S). The record is from RefSeq and is a predicted model, not a curated record. Gene Ontology annotation, cellular component: plasma membrane; cell periphery; membrane. Gene Ontology annotation, molecular function: G protein-coupled receptor activity; olfactory receptor activity. The coding region runs from base 90 to 2819 and encodes 909 amino acids. Lineage: Eukaryota; Metazoa; Chordata; Amphibia; Anura; Pipidae. Gene Ontology annotation, biological process: G protein-coupled receptor signaling pathway; detection of chemical stimulus involved in sensory perception of smell. The transcript has 6 exons.
AUAGCAGAAAGCAGUAUCUCUAGCAAGGACUUAGCACAGCUUGGGCAGAUUUUCUUCUUGAUGAUAUCUGUUCGGUGCCCCUUAUCAAGAUGGCAAGCAAGAUUUUUUAUUUAUUUUGUAUAAUAUAUAUUUGUCUUCAAGACAAGAUUCAUGUUAGGGGGCAAGAAUGCCGACUUAUAGGAAAAUUUGAUCUGCAUGGAUUUCUGGAGUCAAAAGACCAUGAGUUAAUAAUUGGAGGAAUGUUUCCCUUCCAUUUCCGGACCAUAUUGCAAAAUGAUUCAGCUAUGGAGGAACCCAAAUCACCAAAAUGUGAAGGGUUUAACUUCCGCAGUCUACGCUGGGCCCGAGCCAUGAUCUUUGCAAUCAAUGAAAUAAACGAACGCAUUGACAUUCUUCCGAAUAUCACACUAGGUUAUCAAAUCUUUGAUACAUGCUUUACUAUCUCCAAAGCAGUGGAAGGAACCCUAUCAUUUUUAACAGGGCAAAAUGAGACCCACCCCAAUUUCCGGUGCAGUGCUGGAGCACCCUUGGCUGCCGUUAUUGGAGCUGGUGGAUCAGCCUUAUCGAUUGCCACUGCCAGAAUCUUAGGGCUGUAUUACUUCCCGCAGGUGGGUUAUGCGUCAUCCUGUUCCGUACUCAGCGACAAAUUCCAGUUCCCAUCGUUUCUUCGUACAAUAGCCAGUGACACAGUUCAAUCUAGGGGCAUUGCGGAACUUGUUACUUAUUUUGGGUGGACCUGGGUUGGAACAAUAGCUGCAGAUGAUGAUUAUGGAAAAUAUGGUAUCAAACUUUUCAAAGAAGAGGUGGAGAAACAUGGCGUUUGUAUUUCCUUUUCUGAAACUCUACCAAGGAUAUAUAACAAAGAUUCAAUAGAAAAAAUAGUUGACACAAUAAGAAAGUCCACAGCCAAUAUCAUUGUCAUCUUUUCAUCAGAUAUUGAUUUAAGUUCAUUAAUGGAAGCCUUAGCAGAAACUAAUAUUACAGGAAAAACAUAUAUAUCCAGUGAGGCUUGGACAACGUCAGCACUAAUAGCUAAUCCUAAAUAUUUUCAUUUUCUUGGUGGCACAAUUGGCUUUGCUGUUCGUAAAGCACAUAUACCAGGUUUUGAAGAAUUUCUACAUGAUAUACACCCAGAGCAUGGAAAUGAUGAUUUAGUGUAUGAGUUCUGGGAGGAGGCUUUUAACUGUACUUGGUCCACAAAUCGAGCAUCAUUUUAUACAAAUAUUAGCUCGGAAGCGGCACUGGCUGGACGGAAAAGAAAUGUUUCACCUACACCUUGUACUGGAAGAGAAAAUCUCAAUGCUAGUCAUAAUACAUACACAGAUGUAUCUGAGCUUCGGAUAACGUACAAUGUUUAUAAAGCUGUCUACACAAUAGCACAUGCUCUUCAUGACCUACACAUCUGUGUUAAAGGUUCUGGUCCUUUUCCCAGUAAGGCAUGUGCAGGUGUACUUGAUUUUGAGCCAUGGCAACUGAUGUAUUACUUGAAGAUGGCUAAAUUUACCAUGUUCACUAAUGAAAGCAUGUCAUUUGAUGACUCAGGAGAUAUAAAGGGUCACUAUGAUAUCUUAAACUGGCAGUGGAAAGACAAUCAAACCAUGUCCUUCGUAAAGACUGGACAUUACAAAGAUAUGGGUGGAACCGGUUUUGAAUUUAAGAUUGCCAACAGUUCCAUAUUCUGGAAUACACCGACCUCAAUGCCUCCUCGCUCAGUAUGUAGUGAGAGCUGCAUUCCCGGGACAAGGAAAGGCAUUAGACAAGGGGAACCGGUCUGCUGCUUUGACUGCAUUCAAUGUGCAGAAGGAGAAAUAACUAAUGAAACAGAUGCAAGAGAAUGCAUUUCAUGUCCCUCCGAUUUCUGGUCCAAUUCGCACAGGAAUGAAUGCGUACUGAAGGAAGUGGAAUUUCUUGCGACCGAUGAAGCUUUGGGGAUCACGUUGAUAUUCUUGUCUGUCUUUGGUGCUUCACUUGUUAUUGCCUUUAAUAUUGUUUAUAUUAUGUACAGAGAAACAGCAUUAGUCAAGGCAAACAGUCGCAGCCUGAGCUAUCUCAUUCAGUUUUCUUUAGUUUGUACUUUUAUGACUUCAGUUCUUUUUGUUGGAAAACCAGAGGAAUGGUCCUGUAUGGCUCGUCAAAUUACUCUAGCUUUGGGGUUUUCUCUCUGUCUUUCCUGUAUACUAGGAAAGACAAUUGUUUUAAUGUUACGAAAAAAGUCAGCUAAGUCAAAACUCGCUGAAAGAGGGCACGAAGCGAUGAAACCUGUAUACCAAAUCAUUGUCGCAGUCAUUGGCUUGACUAUUCAAGCUGGCAUUUGUACGGCUUAUCUAAUUCUUUUCCCCCCUUGGGUUUACAAGAACAUGGAAUCCCAAAAUGUAAAGAUAAUUCUUGAGUGUAACGAAGGUUCAAUUGAAUUCCUAUGUGCUAUGUUUGGGUUUGAUGUUUUCCUAGCAAUAUUAUCCUUUAUAACUGCCUUCAUAGCCAGAAAACUGCCAGAUAACUUCAAUGAAGCCAAAUUUAUUACCUUUGGGAUGUUGGUCUUCUUCAUUGUCUGGAUCUCGUUCGUUCCCGCUUACUUAAGCACCAGAGGAAAAUUCAAAGUGGCUGUUGAAAUUUUUGCUAUAUUGGCAUCAAGUUUCGGUUUACUUGGUUGCUUUUUUGUCCCCAAAGGGUACAUCAUUCUUCUAAAACCAGAAAGAAACACGGAAGAAAUUGUCGGUGGUAGGGCUGCCACUAAUGACAAGAGUGCCCCUGCUACUUCUGCCUCAAUCACUAGUGAGAUUAACAAUACAACAGUCUCUACAGUUGUACUUGAUGAUUAAUUCAUUCUCAUACAUCCAUUUGGUCCUUUACACGAGAAAGAAUCAAUUGCAUCAUAUUUUGUGGAAAAUAAAUAUUUUUAAGUUCCAUAAUAUGGCAGCCACAAAUGGGAAAAAUAACUCGCUAGAAAGAAUCUAAUUUUAUACAGCAUAGCACAGGAAUCUUUUACUGUCUCUAUAGAAUUUUAUAUCUUUUGCAAACCAAAGUGUUUACAACUUACACAACAUUUUAAGUUCUGAGACGAAACAUGUAGUGUGUAAGUUGUGACUGAGUGUGUUUUCUGUACAGUUAGCCUGA